UAUAUUCUUUAAACACUAAUCCUACUCGGCCUCUGACAGAAAAACAAAACCCUAAAAAAAGGAGCUAUAAAACAGAGAGGGAAAAUCGAUGCAGAAUUGAAUCUGGAAAAAAAAGCAGUGAAUACAUUGGCAUUUGGGGUUUUUGAUACUCAAGAAUGGUUUCAAAAACAAGUAGUGCUUCUUCUCCUAGUGUCCCAAUCAAGUAUAAGCUGAGGAAGGUGAUGAUUUACCGUGAUUUUCCUAAGGGAUGUGGUCCAUCUAGUAAAGUUGUCCCUAAAGUGUUGCAAGAUUCAGAGAAAUCAUUGUUGCUAUGCACACUUCAUGAUGUAGAAAAAGAACCCAACAAGCCUGUUAUGUUGACUAGUUCUCAUGAGAAGGAAGGGUCAAGAAUUGUGGAACCUGAGAGAGUUGGGUUGCCAAAAGCCAUUUAUAUCUUAAAGCAUGGAACCACUACAUUGUCAAAGAAAGAUGUGGAAAAGACUUUGAGUAUAUCAUACCCACCUCGGCGAAAAACCUCUGCAAUUCGAAGAUUCCCUCUGGGUUGUGGAACUAAUACUCUACCAAUUAGUAAGGAAGAGGAUGGGUUAACAACAGUUGACUCUGUGGGAGUUGGAUUGCCAAAUGCCACUGAUACUUUAGGCCAUGAGAAUACUAAAUUGUCAAAGGAAGAUGAGGAAGAGUCCUUGUGCAAAUUAUAUCCACCUCGGAAAAGAGCUAAAUUUCGAAGCUACCCUUUAGAUUCUGGAUUGAAAUCUUCACAAAUUAUUAGAAAGGAAGAUUGCGCGAUAGUGGCCAUUGAUGCUUCUGGAAGCAAUAAUUCGGGUAACAAGAGUUCAUAUGUGCAAAAUGUACAGAAAAGGGUCAUGAGAAGCGUUGAGGAGGAAGAUUGUGUUUUAAGCACUUUCAAGUCCAAUCUGCAUCGUUCUAAGCAAAAGUCCAAAGAAUCUGCACAUUCUAAUGUGAUUGACAUGAAGGAUAAAUCUUUAGGGAAUGGUAGAAUAGGUAAAUUGCAAGAAAAUGUUUCUGCUGGUUUGGUACUUCCAGGGCCCAGGAUAGUAGUGCAGGCUUUGAUGGCUGCACCAAAAUGUCCAUGGAGGAAUGGAGGCAAAAGGAAGAGAACCUUCAACUAGAGGCAACAGGAAUAGAACCUUCAAAACCGGUGGUACAACUAAAAGUGUAGGAAACAAGCAGUAACUUCCUGUUCUAGAUGGAUUUAAUAUCAUUUUAGGGUGAGAGAUAGAAUGAGAAUUCUUGAUGUAGAAGUAUUACAAGAUGAUUUUUCUACAAUCAAAAGAAGUUACUUUUGUGAUCUUAAAACUUAGCUUCUAGUUGCAUGGCUCUUUUGUUUCAUGUAUAUGUUGUCUAUCACCUGCUAUCAAAAGAAGUUACUUUUGUGAUGUUAAAACUCAGCUUCUAGUUGCAUGGCUCUAUUAUUUCGUGUAUAUGUUGUCUAUCAUCUGUUAUCAAAAGAAGUUACUUUCGUGAUUUUGGAAA
This is a messenger RNA of Quercus robur (English oak), 1494 nucleotides long. RefSeq lists its product as uncharacterized. The coding region runs from base 156 to 1130 and encodes 324 amino acids. Lineage: Eukaryota; Viridiplantae; Streptophyta; Magnoliopsida; Fagales; Fagaceae. The transcript has 2 exons. The record is from RefSeq and is a predicted model, not a curated record.